Messenger RNA from Phanerochaete carnosa HHB-10118-sp, 444 nucleotides. RefSeq names its product glycoside hydrolase family 5 protein. Gene Ontology annotation, molecular function: hydrolase activity, hydrolyzing O-glycosyl compounds. Gene Ontology annotation, biological process: glucan catabolic process. The record is from RefSeq and is a predicted model, not a curated record. NCBI's taxonomy places the organism in Eukaryota, Fungi, Basidiomycota, Agaricomycetes, Polyporales, Phanerochaetaceae. The annotation marks the transcript as partial. The transcript is spliced from 2 exons.
UCUGUACAGGUCGCUGUAAGCGCCAUCCGUCAGGCAGGCGCGACGACGCAGCUGAUCCUCCCAGGCAGCGACUACACGUUCGCCAAGACCUUCAUCUCUAAUGGCUCCGCGGCUGCUUUCGCCAACGUCACGAACCCCAUCGGCAUCUUUGCCAAUCUCAUCUUCGACGUCUACAAGUACCUCGACUCGGACAAUUUUGAUAACCACGCAGACUGCGUGACGAACAUCAACGACGCCUUCGGCCCACUUGCAAUAUACCUGCAUACCAACGUCUGGCGGGCGUUCGACACCGGUACCGGCAGCAGAAAUACCGACUCAUGUACGACAUACCUCUGCCAGCAAAUCGCCUUCGCUCCGCAGAACUCUAGCGGUGAGUGUGCGUCUGUUGUGAGCACGAAACGACGGUUGAUAAGACUCCGCAGUCUACCCUGGCUAAGUCGGUAA